Messenger RNA from Cololabis saira (Pacific saury), 7773 nucleotides. It is a transcript of the gene plxna3, whose product is annotated as plexin A3. NCBI's taxonomy places the organism in Eukaryota, Metazoa, Chordata, Actinopteri, Beloniformes, Belonidae. Gene Ontology annotation, molecular function: semaphorin receptor activity; protein binding. The coding region runs from base 360 to 6074 and encodes 1904 amino acids. The record is from RefSeq and is a predicted model, not a curated record. Gene Ontology annotation, cellular component: semaphorin receptor complex. The transcript is spliced from 38 exons. Gene Ontology annotation, biological process: regulation of GTPase activity; semaphorin-plexin signaling pathway involved in axon guidance; regulation of cell migration.
GCGAGGCUGUGUGAGUGUGACGGAGCGCGGCGCGCCGCUCUGCUCUCUGCUGCGGAUUAUUCCCUCACUUUUAACCAACGCAGGACGUGUUUUUACCUGCCGGGGACCCCGGACUGCCCCCCCUCCCUCAGGACUGGCCUCCCCCCCUCCUGCGCGCAGCUUUUAUGUGAGGAGGCGCCGAGGCUGCGUGGAUAAGUUCUGGAUACAUACCUGACUGGACUUUGCUGCGCGCCCCCGUGCAGUCAUGACCCACUGAAGCUGAGUCCUUCAUCAGACCUGCAGCAGCUUCUCUCCUCCUCCUCCCCUCCUCCUCCUCCUCUCCUCCUCUUUCCCUACUUCCCCUCCUCUUUCUCUCCGCCAUGCUUCCCUCCUUCCCCUCUUCUCUACUCCCCUUCCUCCUCUCCCUCCUCUUCCUCCCCGCUCCCCUCCUAUUCGCCCCGGCUGCCUCCACUCCUCCCUCCUCGGCGUCGGACAGGGCGGUGUACCGGGCCUUCGACACCUCGCUGACCCACAUGACCGUCCACCGGAGGACGGGCGAGGUCUUCGUAGGCGCCGUCAACAGAGUGAUGAAGCUGUCCCCCAAUCUGACGGACCUGAAGAGUCACGUGACCGGGCCUGUGGAGGACAAUGCCAAGUGUUACCCCCCGCCCAGCGUCAGAGCAUGCAUACACCGACUGGAGAAUACGGAGAACGUGAAUAAGCUCUUACUGGUGGAUUAUACUGGGAACAGACUGGUGGCAUGCGGCUCCAUCUGGCAGGGUGUCUGUCAAUUCCUCAGACUGGAGGACCUCUUCAAACUGGGGGAACCGCAUCAUCGCAAGGAGCACUACCUGUCCGGAGCCAGAGAGCCUGAUGGGAUGGCAGGCGUUGUUGUUGGCGAAGACGACUGGACCGCCGACCCCAGGAGGAAGAAGCCGGUGAAAGGCAGCAGCCGUCUGUUCAUCGGCGCCGCUAUCGACGGGAAGUCGGAGUAUUUCCCGACACUGUCCAGCAGGAAGCUGGUGGCCGACGAGGAGAGCGUCAACAUGUUCUCGCUGGUUUACCAGGACGAGUUUGUGUCCUCCCAGAUCAAGAUACCGUCGGACACUCUGUCGCUCUACCCGGCCUUCGACAUCUACUACGUCUACGGCUUCUCCAGCCGCACAUACGUGUACUUCCUGACGCUGCAGCUGGACACGCAGCUGACGCAGAUGGAGGCCGGUGGAGAGAAGUUCUUCACCUCCAAGAUCGUCAGGAUGUGCUCCAAUGACACUGAGUUCUACUCGUACGUGGAGUUCCCUCUGGGCUGCACCAAAGACAUGGUGGAGUACCGCCUGGUCCAGGCCGCCUACAAGCAGAAACCGGGCCGGCGGCUGGCCCAAGCGCUCGGUCUGUCCGAGGAGGAUGACGUCCUGUUCGUCAUCUUCUCGCAGGGUCAGAAGAACCGCUCCAACCCGCCCAGGGAGACGGUCCUCUGCUUGUUCACCCUUCACGACAUCAAUCUGGCCAUGAGGGAGCGGAUUCGCUCCUGUUACCGCGGAGAGGGACGGCUCACGUUACCGUGGUUACUCAACAAGGAGCUGGCCUGCAUCCACACCCCGAUACAGAUCGGAGACGAUUUCUGCGGGCAGAUGUUGAACCAGCCACUCGGAAGUGAAAGAGUGAUCGAGGGACAACCCUUGUACGAGGACCGGACCGAAGGCAUGGGCGCCGUGGCCGCGUACACCUACGGGGAGCACACGGUGGUGUUUGUGGGAACCCGGACUGGACAGCUGAAGAAGAUUCGUGUGGACGGGAUCCCUCCGCCGGCCCAGAAUGCUUUGCUGUACGAGACGGUGACGGUGUUUGAAGGGAAGCCCAUCCUGAGGGACAUGGUGUUCAGUCCGGACCACCAGUACAUCUACCUGCUCAGUGACAGACAGGUGAGCAAGCUGCCGGUGGAGAGCUGCGAGCAGUACAGCAGCUGCUCCGACUGCUUGGGAUCCGGAGACCCUCACUGUGGAUGGUGUGUCCUCUUCAGCAAGUGCUCCAGACGGGAAGCAUGUGACAAGGGGACGGAGCCUCAGCAUUUCAACACCCGUCUGGAUCAGUGUGUGUCCAUCUCUGUCACCCCCAACAACAUGUCGGUCACCUCCCUCGCCACACAGCUGAGCAUUCGGAUCCAGAAUGUUCCGGCACUUUCAGGUGGUGUUUCCUGUGUCUUCGAGGACCUCACUGAGACACCUGGCGAAGUGAUGGCUAAAGGACAUGUGAUGUGUACGUCGCCAUCGCUGAAAGACAUGCCGACACUCACGCACUCCCACGGUGAGAAGAGGGUGGUGCAGCUCAGUCUUCGCUCCACGGAGACCGGACACAAGUUCAUCUCCACCAGCAUCGUCUACUACAACUGCUCUGUCCUCAGCUCGUGUACUUCCUGUGUCAGCAGUGAGUUCCAGUGUACUUGGUGCAAAUACCGCCAUGUCUGCACCAACAACCCGCAGGACUGCUCCUUCCAGGAGGGACGGGUCAAGAACAUGGAGGGCUGUCCUCAGAUCCUCCCCACUGCUGACAUCUUGGUUCCCGCCGGGAUGGUCCGUCCAAUCACGCUGCGAGCUCGGAACCUCCCCCAGCCUCAGUCGGGCCAGAAGAACUACGAGUGUGUGUUCAACAUCCAGGGAAAAGUGCAGCGCAUCCCCGCCGUGCGCUUCAACUCCUCCUGCAUCCAGUGUCAGAACACCUCGUACUGGUACGACGGUGACGAGGCCGGCGACCUCCAGGUGGACUUCUCCAUCGUCUGGGACGGAGACUUCUUCAUCGACAAGCCGGCCUACAUGAAAGCGUUGCUGUACAAGUGCGAGGCGCAGCGCUCCAGCUGCGGCCAGUGCCUGAAAGCGCCGGCGACCUUCGAGUGCGGCUGGUGCGCCGACAGCAGGAAGUGUCUCCUACGGCAACACUGCCCCUCCCCCGAGCAGAACUGGAUGCACCACGGCCGACACAACCUGCGCUGCAGCCACCCGCGCAUCACAAAGAUAACCCCCCUGACGGGGCCUCGGGAGGGGGGCACCCGGAUGACCAUCGAGGGAGAGAACCUGGGCCUGCAGGUGAAGGAGAUUUCUCAAGUCCAGGUGGCCGGCGUGCGCUGCAACCCAGUCCCCUCGCAGUACAUCAGCGCAGAGAGGAUUGUGUGUGAAAUGGCUGAAGCCCUCCUCCCCCACUCGCCGGGCGGUCCUGUGGAGGUCUGCAUCGGCAUGUGCACCUUAGAGUAUCGGACCUUCUCCACGCAGUCCUACUCCUUCGUGAGCCCCAGUUUCACCCGGAUCCAACCGCUGAAGGGUCCUGUUUCCGGAGGAACCAGGCUGAUGGUGACCGGCCGCUACUUGGACGCCGGCAGCAACGUCUCCGUCUACAUCAACAACGAGGAGUGUCUGUUCGUCAAGAGGUCCAGCCGAGAGGUGGUCUGCAUCACUCCCGCCUCCAGCACCAGCACUGGCCCCGCCCCCAUCCAUCUGAUGAUUGACAACGCCAACGUGACCAACUCAGAGAUUACCUACAAGUACACGGAGGACCCGACCAUCACCAGCAUCGAACCCAACUGGACCAUCCUCAAUGGCAGCACGGUGAUCACGGUAACGGGAACCAACCUCUUGACCAUCCAGGAGCCCAAAGUCAGAGCCAAAUACGGAGGAGUGGAGACCAACAACUACUGCAACGUGAUCAACGACAGCACCAUGACCUGUCUGGCUCCGGGCCUGGUCUACAACCAGCCCAGCCCGCCGGAGGGGGCGCUGCGGCCCGACGAGUUCGGCUUCAUCUUGGACCAGGUUUCCUCGCUGCUCGUCCUAAACUCCACCCCGUUCACACACUACCCAAACCCAACCUUUGACGUUCUCGGGAACUCUGGGAUCCUGGAGGUGAAGCCCGGCUCACCGAUCAUCCUCAAGGGUAAAAACCUGAUCCCCCCCGCCCCCGGUAACAACCGCCUGAACUACACGGUCCUGAUCGGAGAGUCUCCCUGCCUGCUGACCGUGUCCGAGAACCAACUGCUCUGUGAUUCGCCAGAUCUCACCGGAGAGCAGCGAGUCCUGAUCCUGGUGGGGGGUCUGGAGUACUCGCCCGGUACGCUGCACAUCUACUCCGACAGCGCCCUGACGCUCCCCGCCAUCAUCGGCAUCGGCGCCGGAGGAGGCGUGCUGCUCAUCGCCAUCAUCGCCGUGCUCAUCGCAUACAAGAGGAAGACCCGCGACGCCGACCGGACGCUCAAACGCCUCCAGCUGCAGAUGGACAACCUGGAGAGCCGGGUGGCGCUGGAGUGCAAGGAGGCCUUUGCGGAGCUACAGACAGACAUCCAGGAGCUGACCAACGACAUGGAUGGAGUAAAGAUUCCCUUCUUGGAAUAUCGGACCUACACCAUGAGAGUGAUGUUUCCUGGAAUUGAGGAGCAUCCAGUCCUGAAAGAGCUCGACUCUCCAGCCAACGUUGAGAAGGCUCUGCGUCUCUUCAGCCAGCUGCUCAACAACAAGAUGUUCCUCCUUACCUUCAUCCACACGCUCGAGGCCCAGAGGUCUUUCUCCAUGAGGGACCGCGGGAAUGUCGCCUCGCUGCUGAUGGCCGCUCUGCAGGGUCGGAUGGAGUACGCCACAGUGGUCCUGAAGCAGCUGCUGGCCGACCUGAUAGAGAAGAACCUGGAGAACAGAAACCAUCCCAAGCUGCUUCUGAGGAGGACGGAGUCUGUUGCUGAGAAGAUGCUGACAAACUGGUUCACCUUCCUGCUGCAUCGAUUCCUCAAGGAGUGUGCCGGUGAACCUCUCUUCAUGCUGUACUGUGCCAUAAAGCAGCAGAUGGAGAAAGGGCCGAUCGACGCCAUCACGGGAGAGGCUCGCUACUCUCUGAGCGAAGACAAACUCAUCCGACAGCAGAUCGACUACAAGCAGCUGACGCUGAUGUGCAUCCCCCCGGAGGGCGAGGCGGGCACCGAGGUGCCGGUGAAGGUCCUGAACUGCGACACGGUGACCCAGGUCAAGGACAAACUGCUGGACGCCGUGUACAAAGGAAUCCCGUUCUCACAAAGACCGCAGGCCGAUGACAUGGACCUCGAGUGGCGCCAGGGCCGCCUGACCAGGAUCAUCCUGCAGGACGAGGACGUGACCACGAAGAUCGAGAGCGACUGGAAGAGGCUGAACACGCUGGCCCACUACCAGGUAACCGAUGGCUCUCUAGUGGCGCUGGUCCAGAAACAGGUUUCUGCCUACAACAUUGCCAACUCCUUCACCUUCACCAGAUCUCUGAGCAGAUACGAGUCGUUACUGCGCACGUCCAGCAGUCCCGACAGCCUGAGAUCUCGAGCUCCCAUGAUCACGCCGGACCAGGAGACAGGAACUAAACUGUGGCACCUGGUGAAGAAUCACGAGCACAGCGACCAGAGGGAAGGAGACAGAGGCAGCAAGAUGGUCUCUGAAAUCUACCUGACCAGACUGUUGGCCACCAAGGGGACGCUCCAGAAGUUUGUGGACGAUCUGUUUGAGACCGUGUUCAGCACAGCUCACCGCGGCUCUGCGCUCCCAUUGGCUAUAAAGUACAUGUUCGACUUCCUGGAUGAGCAAGCUGACAAACGGCAGAUCACCGAUCCGGACGUUCGGCACACCUGGAAAAGCAACUGCCUUCCUCUCAGGUUCUGGGUGAACGUCAUCAAGAACCCUCAGUUCGUGUUCGACAUCCAUAAGAGCAGCAUCACAGACGCCUGCCUGUCGGUCGUCGCCCAGACCUUCAUGGACUCCUGCUCCACGUCUGAACAUCGACUAGGCAAGGACUCGCCGUCCAACAAGCUGCUCUACGCUAAAGACAUCCCCAACUACAAGAGCUGGGUGGAGAGGUACUACCGGGACAUCGCCAAGAUGCCCAGCAUCAGUGAUCAGGACAUGGACGCCUACCUGGUGGAGCAGUCCCGCCUCCAUGGCACCGAGUUCAACACACUGAGCGCGCUCAGUGAGCUCUACUUCUACAUCAACAAGUACAAGGAAGAGAUCCUGACGGCGUUGGACCGCGACGGCUACUGCCGCAAACACAAACUGAGGCACAAACUGGAGCAAGCCAUCAACCUGAUGUCUGGCAGCAGCUGAGACGAGGAGAAGGACGGAUGGAUGGACGGAUGGACCGAAGGGGGAUGGGAGGAAGAACGGGGGAGGGGGAAGUGAAGGCAUUUUGUUUUUCUGAACUGUCUAAAGAGACAGCUUCGCCUACGCCAUCAAUCAAUCAAUCUAUCUCUUGCGUAUUUGCGGGUUGAUGGAUUGAUUGGUUGGACGACUGGCUGGUCGGGGCCCUAAAGACACCUCCACCUGGUGGACUUUGGGGUAAGAAAGUUUCCAUGAAAAGUGGAAACCUUUACAGCAGGGCUUCAGCCGGACAAAUCAACGAACAUUCAAGAAGCAUCCGUCAAUUUGGAUUUAACUUUCCAGAGAUCGAAGCGAGUGGGCGUGGCUGUGAAACUAAAGACAGAGUCGAGUUUCAGCUAGCCAGGACGGGCCGUGAGGACGAACCGAACCGUCUUCAGGAUUCCUCUGAACUUUUGUAGUUUCCAUCAAAGCUGUGAACUUCACCCUGAGAGGCUUGUUUGGUUCUGCAAGACGUGCAAGGAACGCCGAAGGUCUCAAGUCUGGAUUGGUCCAGGCUACAUAUCUGCAGGUCACGUCAAGGCCUGUCCCAGGAGCUCCAAGCCUCCUCAAGAUGUUGUCACUUUGGACAUUUGUCCUCGUCUUGAACCUUCAGCCUUGUCUGGAAGCAUCCGGAUCCUCUGCAACUAAAUCAGGUCGAGACUCGAAGACGAAGGAAAAGGAAAAAAGGUCCUGGAAAGUCUCGUCCCCAUGUGGACUAUCUGAGUCUGCCUCGUUCGGAUCCAAGAGGUUGUUUGAAGCUUUAAUGAAGGAGGAGGCAAAUGAACUGAUGUCCCAAAAACGGAGGAGUUGACCUGAAAUCAGGGUUGGGUCUGGGUCAAAUCCAGGAGGAUCUGGGGGGGAGGAGACGCUUCUUCGUUGCUCUUGUGAAUAACCAAGCGAAGGUUUUUUCUCUGGACAAUCACUCUGUACCACAGCACACUGAGCCUGAUGCCUAUGAACGACCACUUCCUGUGUCCAUAAACGUCCCCCGGCCCUCUUCUCCUUCGCAUCGUCAGACUUUCUUCUCCAGCUUUUCCCUGACCUGUUCCUUCGCUGCCCUACACUUUCUAGUGCCCCCGCCCCCCAUAGCGGGCCAGCCAUGCUGGCCCAGAAGACUCUUUAGUAACGUACUGCCCGACCAAGGAAGACUGUGGACCAGAAACGAGUAGAAACUAAUGUCGUAAUACGUUUGAAUACAUUCCAGCGCAGGCAUGCAGGCAAGGCCUACACCAAACCGGACCCACUCGCAGAUCUCGCAGAUCCUCGAAUGACAGACUCGUCAUGUUUUUCAGGAGCAGAAUGACCCGGGAACGGGGUUCUGGAUUCAGCGGCGGCGCGACGCGGCGCUUCACCGUCCGACCUUGCACACACUGCACCACAGCCAUGCUUUACCGCGCCACGCUCGGCGAGCCCGCAGACGGAAAUACUGUGCCAUGAAAGACCGGACCGGAUCGCACCAGAACUGGGACGGACUCGGACCAAAUCCAAAACCGCCUGGACCGGACUGAACAACUCUUUAGACUUGUGGCCAUACUUGUAAACAAAAAAAAGGAAGAAAAUAAUAAUGAUGAAGUAUAAAAGAACAAAAAAAUAUUGAAAUGUAAACGUGUAAUAAGAACUUUGUGGAUUUGAUCGUUUGAGUUUUAAAGAGCUGAACUUGUAUAAA